Tripterygium wilfordii is the source of this 1013-nucleotide messenger RNA. RefSeq names its product transcription initiation factor TFIID subunit 7. Bases 143 to 742 code for a protein of 199 amino acids. Lineage: Eukaryota; Viridiplantae; Streptophyta; Magnoliopsida; Celastrales; Celastraceae. Gene Ontology annotation, biological process: RNA polymerase II preinitiation complex assembly; transcription initiation at RNA polymerase II promoter. The transcript has 6 exons. Gene Ontology annotation, molecular function: RNA polymerase II general transcription initiation factor activity. The record is from RefSeq and is a predicted model, not a curated record. Gene Ontology annotation, cellular component: transcription factor TFIID complex.
UAAACGUUUUUGGAUUUCGAUUCUUGACCUCUCUGUAAACGGGACGCGAUAAAAAUAUCGAUUCUCUCAGGGACUAGAAGCUUGCUUGCGGUUUAUCCGAAUCCACCCGGUGACCGUCCGUAGCUCAUCUAUCCGCUCAGUGAUGGAGGAACAAUUCAUACUCAGAGUUCCACCUUCUAUUGCAGAGAGGUUAAAUCAGCUUUUGAGUGAAAAUGCUUCUUCCUCUGAAGAUAACUCAUUGGAUUUGUCAUUUUCUGAGGAUGGGAGGAGUGGAACGUUUGCAAUUGGCAGCGAGAGUUUCCCUGCAUCUCUCUUGGAUCUUCCUGCUGUUGUUGAGUCUUACAAAACUUAUGAUGAUUGUGCACUUGUUAAAACUGCAGACAUUGGUCAGAUGAUAAUGGUUAGAGAAGCUGGAGACGCUGCCCCAGAUGUAUUGGAGUACAGACAUGGUCUCACACCUCCGAUGAGAGAUGCUCGAAAACGAAGAUUUCGCAGGGAGCCAGAUCUAAAUCCAGAGCUUGUGCAGCGUGUUGAGAAGGAUGUGUUGAACAUCAUGGCUGGUGUAACAAUUGAAAAUGUCGAUGCUGAAGUGAAUGAACAAGCUGAUGGUGACGAGAAUGCUCGUAAGGGGACCAAGAAAGCUGUCCCUACACCUACAGCGAAGACUGAUGUCCCGGAAACAGUAGCUAACACUGGGGGACCUGAGGGAAGUGAUUCUGAUGACUCUGAUGAUUCCACUUGAUCCAACUUAUACUCAGAUCUCAAUGCCCUUGUCAAGUAUGGACGUAAUCUCAGUAGUUGAUAAGUUUACAUAUCACCUAUAAAUGUGAUGUCUUGAUUCUUCUAUUUUGGCUUUGUGAAAUUAUCUUUGUAUGUUUCAGUUUCUGUGUGUGGUUCCCAGUUCCCACUAGUUCCCUACUUUCCUGUAGUUGGUGUAUAAAUUAUGCAUCUCUGAUCUCUGAUAAAAGGAUUUUGAGAUCUAUAUAUGUCCAGAUCUUUUAAGUUUAGUUUUA